Sceloporus undulatus (fence lizard) is the source of this 2731-nucleotide messenger RNA. RefSeq names its product desmin (gene DES). The record is from RefSeq and is a predicted model, not a curated record. Gene Ontology annotation, cellular component: sarcolemma; intermediate filament; Z disc. Gene Ontology annotation, biological process: skeletal muscle organ development. NCBI's taxonomy places the organism in Eukaryota, Metazoa, Chordata, Lepidosauria, Squamata, Phrynosomatidae. The transcript is spliced from 9 exons. Bases 77 to 1459 code for a protein of 460 amino acids.
UCUCUCCCGACUCCAACUUGCUCACUCAGAGCAGCAGCUGUUAACCUUUUUGCCUCUGUCCUAUCCAGCCACCACCAUGAGCCAGUCCUACUCCUCCAGCCAGAGGCUCUCCUCGUACCGCCGGACCUUUGGCGGGGCGGCUUCACCUUCCUUCCCAAGGGCCUCCUUUGGCACCAAGGGAUCCUCUGCCAGCUCCGUCUCCUCUCGGGUCUACCAAGUGUCCCGCAGUGCUGCCCCAUCCAGCCUUUCUAGCUUCCGAGCCAGCUACUCAGCUCCACUGCGCUCAGCCUACCAGGGGGCUGGGGAACUCCUUGACUUCUCCCUGGCCGAUGCCAUGAACCAGGAGUUCCUGCAGACACGAACCAACGAGAAGGUAGAGCUUCAGGAGCUCAAUGACCGCUUCGCCAACUACAUUGAGAAGGUACGUUUCCUGGAGCAGCAGAAUGCGCUCAUGGUGGCCGAAGUCAACCGGCUCAAAGGCAAGGAGCCCACACGGGUGGCCGAGAUGUAUGAAGAAGAGCUGCGGGAGCUGAGACGCCAGGUGGAAUUGCUGACCAACCAGCGGGCACGUGUUGAUGUGGAGAGGGACAAUCUGCUGGAUGACCUUCAGAAGCUGAAGCAGAGGCUGCAGGAAGAGAUUCAUCUCAAGGAGGAAGCAGAGAACAACUUAGCUGCUUUCAGAGCUGAUGUUGAUGCAGCCACUCUGGCCCGAAUUGAUCUUGAGAGGCGUAUUGAAUCACUGCAAGAAGAAAUUGCCUUCCUCAAAAAGGUGCAUGAAGAGGAAAUCAGAGAACUGCAAUCACAGAUGCAAGAACAGCAAAUACAAGUGGAGAUGGAUGUUUCAAAGCCAGACUUAACAGCAGCAUUGCGUGAUAUACGUGCUCAGUAUGAGUCAAUUGCUGCAAAGAACAUUUCUGAGGCUGAGGAAUGGUAUAAGUCCAAGGUGUCUGACCUGACGCAGGCAGCAAAUAAGAACAAUGAUGCUCUACGCCAAGCCAAGCAGGAGAUGAUGGAAUACCGGCACCAGAUCCAGUCAUACACCUGUGAGAUUGAUGCACUCAAGGGCACGAAUGAUUCCCUGAUGAGGCAGAUGCGAGAGAUGGAGGAACGCUUUGCUGGAGAGGCUAGCAAUUAUCAGGACACAAUCCAAAGGCUUGAAGAGGAGAUCCGACACUUGAAGGAUGAGAUGGCACGGCACCUGCGCGAGUAUCAGGACCUGCUCAAUGUCAAGAUGGCUCUUGAUGUUGAGAUUGCUACCUACCGCAAGCUGUUAGAGGGUGAAGAGAGCAGAAUUUCUCUGCCCAUUCAAACCUUUUCUGCCAUCAACUUCCGAGAAACCAGUCCAGAGCAGCGAAGCUCUGAGGUCCACACUAAGAAGACCGUGACUAUCAAAACCAUUGAGACACGUGAUGGGGAGGUGGUUAGUGAAGCCCUGCAGCAGCAACAUGAGAUGCUGUAGAUCCUGUCACCCACAGAGAGGCAACGGGCCCAUCUAAACCCUCUCCCUCCCACACACAAAGACCUGGGAUCAUGGGCUCCCACACACUCUCCUUCACACCCACUACUCUGUGACAACACCUUGGGAGAGCCUUACACACAGCCACAUGUGUGAGGCACUCCCUGCUCCCAGUUUUCCCAAGCCUCUCUCCUUCUGCUCCCCUUCUGCUCUUCCUAUCCUGGAAGCUAGGGAAGGGAAGAGGACUAAAAGAGAGGCACUGCUGUGCGUGUAUGUGUAUGUGUGCAUGCGUGCAUGUGUUGGUUUGAGGGGAGGGAGAUGCUUCCUGCUACUGUAGGAACUGAAGCUCUGACCACUGCCUGCAGACAGAACUCUCCCCCUACUUCUCCAUGAAUGUAUUUCUGCAUGUACUGACCCACAUAAAAGUGCCUUGAUACUUGUGUGUAGCUCCCAACCUGAGCACUCCCAACCUGAACACAGGUGCACACCUCCUGAUCCCUCAAGGCCUUCCCACUGCAGCAUUAAUGGGAUUAGUCUGCAGGCCAUAGAGGGAUAGAGGAAAGAAGGAGGAAAAGUGGAUUUUGCCCAGAAAACGAGGAGGUGCCAAUUGCCUAGCCUUGCCUCGGGGACCAAAGCCAUGGAAGAUCCUUGCCUACCUGGCCUCCUCAUGUUGGAGCAGGACUCCUUCUAUGGGGAUGGGGUGGAAUGGGGUUGUAUCUGUAGCUUCAAGGAAUGUCUGUCCCUCCAGCUCAAAAGGUAGCUUGGCUUGCUAUCCUAGACAAAGAUUUGGACUUCCACCUUAGUUGGAAGUUCCAUCCAAUGCAUGGGGCAGAGGUUGGGAGGGUCAGAACCCCACAGGAGAGUUGACUAGGGUAGAAGGCUUGGACUCUUAACAGGUUAAUUACUCUCCUCCUGCUGCAGAGAAAAGCUCCUAGUCUGAAAUAGGAACUUUUAGGUUCACUAAGGACGGGAGGAGGACACCAAGGGGCAGAUGCAUGCACUAGUAGAGGCUUCCCUGCCUUGAGUAUCAUCCCUAUCCCAAAUCUGUCCCAUAGGGACAGCUGAAAUGGCUUUUUACACGUCUUCUGGGAGGUGAACAAGAGAAGAGAAGGAACUAGCAGGUGAUGGGUAUGGGGGAGAGAAAGGGAGUGAGAGAGUUUGUGGGUGCGAAUGAAAGAGAAGAGAGGAGAUGGAGAGAGGCUGUAUGCCCCCAACCUUCCUACCCCAGCACAUACCUGGUUCUGCCAAGUGAUUAAUAAACCAUGGAGCACAAAA